UAAGCGUUCUCUUGCUUCUGUGCUUCUGAAAGUCCGUCUGCUAGCCGCUAAAAUCAAAACUGCUGUACUGUAGCUAACUCUCUCAGAUACAUGCAUUUUGUUUCCUAGACAUGGCAUUUCAGAGUGAAUCGGAUUUACCACCCGGCCUGGCUUGUUUGAAAAAUAUUGAGAACCUGCUUCGGUGUCCUAUCUGCUUCGACUUCCUCAACAUUUCAAUGAUAACUAAAUGCUCGCACAAUUUUUGCUCCUUGUGCAUUAGAAAGUUUCUUUCCUAUAAGCUGCAAUGUCCAGUUUGCAAUACACAAAUGACUGAACCAGACCUAAGAAACAACCGUUUACUGGAUGACUUGGUCGUGAACUUUCAAGCUGCAAGGCAGCAGUUGUCAAAAGUGAGUUUUGAGUCUCCUCCAAUAUCACCAAAGACCCCGUCUUCAGCAGUCAAAUGCAAAACUCCCAAAGAGAGGGGCCAGAAGUGUAAAACCUCCGUUUUGAGUCACUUUUUCCAAAAGAAGCCUAAAACCCCUCCCAGUAAAGAAACCCAGCGAGAUGCAUCUGUCACUCAGUUGGGCAAAAUAAAAACUGCACAAACUCACAAUGCAAAUGAUUCUGACCUACAUUCAGGAAAAGCUCAACUUUCAGUGAUUGUAAAGCAAGAACCGAUGGAUGUGAUGGACGUAUCUACCCAAGGGUCGAUGUCAGUCAAACAGGAGGACACAACCUCGCACAGCGUUAGCAGUGGAGUGGAGGUGGCACAUUCCUCGUCACCAUCAAAAGACGCAAAACCCGUAAUCAAAGUGGAGUGCCCUGUGUGUUCUGUAAGUGUCUCACCACAGUUUAUCAACCAGCAUCUUGACACAUGUCUUACCAAAGGAGAGAAGAAGGAAAGUCUGAGGAGCUCCCUUGGCAAGGCGAGACGUCCAAUGGGGAAGCUGGUGUACAACCUACUUUCAGUGCAUGAGCUGAAGAGGAGACUGAAGGAAUGCCAUCUGUCAGUGCAGGGGUCUCGAGACCAGCUGAUCAAAAGACAUCAAGAUUUUGUCCACUUAUACAAUGCCCAGUGUGAUGCCCUAAACCCCAAAUCAGCUGAAGAUAUUGCCAAAGAGGUGGAGCUUAAUGAGAAGAUAAGAAAUCAGCUGCAGGGAAAAGCCAAACCUGUCAUGGUUUUCUCAAAGAAUCAGUCUGAGAAGGAGAUUGAUGAGAUGCAUUCAAAUUAUAGGAAACAGCAUAGCAGUGACUUUUCCCGCCUAGUUGCCCAGGUCCGGGACCGCCUGGACACCAGCAGACAGACUCGUGUUAAACAGGAAGUCACUGUGGAGAAAGAGGAUGCACAAAAAACACAACCUGAAGAUCAAGUUGUGGAAUCAAAUGGACAAACUGAUGAGGAGCAAUCUGCAAGAGUAAUUGAGUUGUCAUCCAGCCCAAGCUAUAGUGAUGUGUCAAUAAGCAGUUCUAUUUCUGACAUCUUUGGUCCAGAAGCCAUAGGAAACCUUGAAGACGCAGAGAGGACCUCAGCAGCACAAAAACGAACAUCCAGCUCCAGAGGAAGUGAUGCAGCUUCAUCGCCUGUUAGGGGAAAGCGACGACGUAAAACGUAACAAGAGGGGAGGAAAAGGAGGGAGAGAGAAAACGCUCUUAUCUUCAAGACCAUUAAACUUUUGACUGACUUUGAAGCCAAUGCACAUUCUCUCUGAGCACUUCUUCGUGAUUUUUCUGUGAUUUGCUCUCUUAAAUACCAUUUAGGGUGUUUUAUGUUUAGUUUCUAUGCUUUAGAAUUAGGAUUUUUGUCUAACGUCAAACGAUUUUUCUACAUGUAGCUGGUAAUAAAAUUGCUGCCUGUAAUCGUAA
Messenger RNA from Amphiprion ocellaris (clown anemonefish), 1845 nucleotides. It is a transcript of the gene rad18, whose product is annotated as RAD18 E3 ubiquitin protein ligase. Gene Ontology annotation, cellular component: nucleus; Rad6-Rad18 complex. Gene Ontology annotation, biological process: protein monoubiquitination; DNA damage tolerance. Gene Ontology annotation, molecular function: single-stranded DNA binding; ubiquitin protein ligase activity. Lineage: Eukaryota; Metazoa; Chordata; Actinopteri; Pomacentridae. Bases 111 to 1595 code for a protein of 494 amino acids. The transcript is spliced from 13 exons. The record is from RefSeq and is a predicted model, not a curated record.